Molecule: messenger RNA, 1738 nt
Organism: Haliotis rubra (blacklip abalone)
Lineage: Eukaryota; Metazoa; Mollusca; Gastropoda; Lepetellida; Haliotidae
Product: alpha-L-fucosidase-like
Exons: 8
Coding region: 7-1416 (469 amino acids)
Biological process (GO): glycoside catabolic process; fucose metabolic process
Cellular component (GO): lysosome
Molecular function (GO): alpha-L-fucosidase activity
Source: RefSeq, a predicted model, not a curated record
GUCAACAUGACUCUCCUUCAGGCUGGUACACUUGUCCUAACCAUCCUUGUAACUAUCCAAGCAAGUGCUUUACACAAGGAAGAUAUUCCAGAAGUUCGCUAUGAACCAAGCUGGGCUUCCAUAGAUUCCCGCCCCCUUCCUCCAUGGUACGAUGAAGCUAAACUUGGAAUCUUCAUCCACUGGGGAGUGUUCUCCGUUCCAAGUUUUGGUUCUGAGUGGUUCUGGGAACGCUGGCAGGGGACGGAUCCGAAAGAGAAGGAAGCAAAAUAUGCCGACUUUAUGAAGAACAACUAUAGACCAGACUGGACCUAUGCAGAUUUUGCUCAAGAUUUUACAGCUGAAUUCUAUGAUGCCAACGCAUGGGCAGAACUAUUUGCAGAUGCUGGAGCUAAGUAUAUUGUAUUUGUAAGCAAGCAUCAUGAAGGUUUCUGCAACUGGCCAACCAAUGUCUCCUUCAACUGGAACUCCCAGAUGGUUGGACCAAGAAGAGACAUUGUGGGUGAGCUGGCCCAGGCCAUCCGCAGCAAGACAGACCUCCACUUCGGUGUGUAUCAUUCUCUGUUUGAAUGGUUCAACCCCAUCUAUCUGAAGGAUGCUGCCACCAACUUCACAACUCAGGAGUUUGUGCUGACCAAGACAUUGCCAGAGUUGUACGAGCUCGUCAACAUCUACAAGCCCGACAUUGUAUGGUCUGAUGGAUCUGCAGGACCAGACACAUACUGGGAUGCUACAAAGUUUCUUGCCUGGCUGUACAAUGACAGUCCUGUCAAGGAUACUGUGGUGACGAAUGACCGUUGGGGAAGCAAUGGUAUAGUAUGUCAUCAUGGGGGAUUCCUCACCUGUUCAGACAGGUACAAUCCAGGCACACUUCAGCAUAGGAAGUGGGAGAAUGCCAUGACAAUAGACAAGCAGUCCUGGGGGUUCCGACGAGAAGCCGUCUUGGAAAAUUUUCUCACCAUGGAGGAUAUUAUUGAAACCUUUGUGGAAACUGUAAGCUGUGGUGGCAACAUGCUUAUCAAUGUUGGUCCUACCAAGUAUGGCAUGAUUACACCGAUCUAUGAGGAGAGACUACGAGGCCUGGGACAGUGGCUGAAGGUCAAUGGAGAAGCUAUCUACAGCAGCAAACCUUGGUCCCAUCAGAACGAUACCGUCACUCCUCGUGUUUGGUACACACAGAAUGAAGGUAGUGUCUAUGCUACCAUAUUUUCUUGGCCUAACGGAACCACAAAUAACCUUGCCCUUGGUGCCCCAGUGCCCUCUUCUGGCACAACGGUCACCCUUCUAGGAUACCAGGGCCAGUUCACCUGGGACAAGCGGUCAUCUGGUAGGAUGACAAUCAACGUUCCUGCCAUCCCUGUCAACCAGAUGCCAUGUCAGUGGGGCUGGGUCUUCAAACUUACUGACAUCACCAACUGAAACACUGGGAGACACCAAUAGCGUACACUUAAUUCUCUUUGAUGAUUGGACUUUAUAUCAUUUCACUUUGCAGUCAUGUUUACCAGUACACAGAGUACGUAAGACAGUGGCUAGAGUAAAGAAUAAGAUAUUGAUAUAGAUCAAUUCCUGCCAUGAACAGAGAGAAAAAAUAAAGAGAACAUAUAAGUUUUCCUUCUUGGUUAUAAACUUGAUACUUCUGAUAGUUGGACUGUAAUUAUCUGACAGUGGAAUUGAUUGGUAGAACACAAAUCUUCAUUGUCAAGACUGUAUACCACAGGUAAAUAAAUUCUGGUUUAAUCUC